Molecule: messenger RNA, 8300 nt
Organism: Cuscuta epithymum
Lineage: Eukaryota; Viridiplantae; Streptophyta; Magnoliopsida; Solanales; Convolvulaceae
Source: the annotation of a GenBank genome assembly
CUGAAAAUGAAACUGCAGAAAUUUUUAUAAACAUAACUCAAACAUGUGGAAUGUAAACCACACAUAUGAAAAUGCAAUAUCAUGUUUUAACAAAUGUAAAUCUAAAUAACCAAAUUUAAUGUCUUAAAAGCACUAAAAGUAUACAAGUACAUAAUAUAAGAGAGAUAAAAGAUAUAUUAUAGGGAAAAGUGUAUGAAUAUGAAUUAUUAUUGUUGGGAUAUAUUAUCCCGGCCUAUUACUGUUCAGGAGCCCAAGACAUUGUCCAGUACGGAGCCCGAGCAGCUAGGUCCAUUUCGGCCCAUUCUGGCCCGCUUUGGCCAUUGGGCCCGACAUCGGCCGUUUGGCCCAUUAGGGUGGAGUACUUCACUCCCCCUAUUCCCUAUUUAUAGGAGGUUUUCCCUCCAUGUUUGGGGAGCCUUUCUUGGAUCCUUUCUUUAGCUCUAUCUUCCUUCUCUUUUAGACUUAGCUCAAUACUCCAUUAAUGGAGCUCAAAUGGUACUUGUAAUGGUGAGGAGAGUCCUAAUGAGAAAGAGAGGGCUUGGACAUUAGCCUAAAAAGUCCCGUGGUUUUCUCCCUUUCGGGUUUCCACGUAAAAACUGAGUUGUUCAUACACAUUUAUACAUAUAUUUACUAUAUCGUGUUGGAUUAAACUCAACACUGGCGCCGUCUGUGGGAAUCUGUCCAAAAAGAUUCAUGUGUUUCUACUAUUCUUGAGUUUCUACAAAAAAUUCAUACAGAAAAAGACUGAUUUGCAACAAGAAAAAGGAUCCUGAAAAGCAAAACAUGAGGAAGAAGAUUCUGGGAACGAGGAAGAAGGAAGUCUAGAGAAAGAAAAAUGAUUUCAGCAAAAAGAAAGAAAAACUUCUGGAGCUUUGGCCUUGGGAAGCUCCGGACCUGAAGCAAGAAUGUGGCUGCCAGCAGCACCUGCCCAAUUGACCGAGGAAGAAGAAAAGCGAAAAGAAAGAUUCUGGGAAAAAGAAGGGAUGAAGUCCAGAUCUGGAAGUUGGCGGACCACGGCCGGAGAAGCCGUCCGUACCGCCGCGCGCUCCACCAAGGGCUCGCUGACAUACGAUGUAAAACUUGCCUAGCUUUUCCGGCCAUCGUCAUCGCUGGCAGCGCCGCUCUCCGCCUCCGUUGCGGUGCAAUUGCCGGCCUCAGCUCCCCCUGGUUGCACGAACCUCAGAGAAGGUCCGCCAUUAAUGGCCGCUGAGGGCUUCGGGAGUGACAACCGUAAAUCAGUGCACCCCCAUGGCUCGAGGUUGAGGGAGUUCCGCCGGUUAUGCCGGAGUCCUAGCUGGCGACCACGCCACCGAUCCUUGUCGCUCCGCCGCUAAUGUCGCCUGAGGCAGCUUUGUCCUGGCCAUCAUCGGCCGCUGCUGCGUUGUGCGUGGGCUCCCUUCGACCAGCUACAGUAGCUGAGUAACAAUCGGGCUACAUAUUGGCCGUAGGGGUAGCUGCCAGCUUGCAAAAUGCGAAGGCUAGGUAAUUGGAGGUUUUUUGGCAGUUUUGACCAAGUCCAGCAAGGUUGAGCAAAUGGUUUUCACAAAACCCCUGGCCGAGUAUCAACUUUGAAGCUAAGUAUUCAGUCUCCAAAUUUCCAAUUAAAGUACUUGGCACUAGCUUUAAAAUAUUAUUACUCGGUAGUAUUGCUAGUAUUUUAUCACCAUUAUUUAUUGGGACUAAAAGCAUCCCAAAAUUAAAUAAUGUCGAGCCAAGCUCGAAGUGAUAAUUAGUUUCACCGUCAUUUAAAAUUAAGUGACUGGGUGUUGUGGGCCCGUCGGCCCGCUCCUGAUCGGCUUUAAUUAGCGAACGGAGUAUGCUUGAAUGGCCUUUGAUAGGAAAGUAUCAUUGCUAUUACCGGUUAUAUCACUAUUAUUUAUUAGGGAUAAAAUGUCCCGAAUUAAAUAAUGUUGAGCGAGGCUCAAGUGAUGGUUAGUUCAGCUAACAUUUUAUUAAGUAUUUAAUUUCUUGUGGCCCCGAUGACCCACUCUCAAUCAGCUUGAUUAGCGAUCUGAGCGUCUCCAGAGGGUAGUGCCCCGAUGACGCGUUUUAAUUUGAGGGUUGCGCAUUAGUCCGCACGGCACUACGUGUUCGAUCGACGAUCGUACCCCAGUAUCAUUUACGCCAUUAGGCGCGAAAUGACUAUUGCCAAACGUGGCCUGUGGGGCCCCGAGGGCACCAAAGCGCUCGGCCUCGUGUUUCCGAGGGCGGUGCGACCAACUUGGGUCUGAGUUUGAAAACUCACGGACCGAUGAAUAUCUCUAUGUGACGUUCGGCGGGCUGCCAGUUGGCCCCGCCGUGAGCUGCUGCAUCCAUCAGUCCCGCACGAUGAGCCGGGCCGAGGGUCACGAUGACCCAUAGGCCGGUAUUCGUGGAUGUUAGAGAGAAGCCAUACGACUGCCUAUGUGUGUAUACAUAUUGUCGGGCCGCGCGGCCCGUUACCAUGCUUAUUACGCAGUUGGAGCUGCUCGACGCGCUCGAGCAAGAUGAUUGAAAGACGCGGGGCCUGAGUCUCAAAGACGUUCAGGGCCAGCUAAAGAGGAGACCACCACGGUUGAGAACUGUGGGACGAACAUCUCCACCCCAGAGACUGAUGGCCUAGGAAGAACACCUAGAGGCCGAGGGUCUAGAGUGGACUACCACGGCGGAGGACCGUGAGACGAUCAUCCAUCAUUCAGAGGCCGAGGGCCUAGAGGAGACCAUCACGGCCAAGGGUCGUGAAACCAUCCUGAUUUUCAGGUCGGCCUCUCAUUGCCGACAUCAUCAUAUCACGACCGGCCUCUCGGCAUGGCGUGAUUAUCAUGUUUGAAGACCGGCCUCGUCCCCGCGCUGCGCGGAUGAGGACCGUUGCUUGGUUCUUUCAUGUCGGCCUCUCAUUGCCGACACCAUCAUACCACGACCGGCCUCUCGGCUCGGCGUGUUCAUCUUUUGAAGACCGGCCUCGUCCCCACACCUCGCAGACGAGGACCGCUGCUUGGUUCUUUCAGGUCGGCCUAUCAUUGCCGACACCACUAUAUCACGACCGGCCUCUCGGCACGGCGUGAGUAUCAUCUUUUGAAGACCGGCCUCGUCCCCGCGCUGCGCGGGCGAAGACCGUUGCUGGAUUUCUUCCAGGUCGGCCUCUCAUUGCCGACAUCAUCAUAUCACGACCGGCCUCUCGGCAUGGCGUGAUUAUCAUGUUUGAAGACCGGCCUCGUCCCCGCGCUGCGCGGAUGAGGACCGUUGCUUGGUUCUUUCAUGUCGGCCUCUCAUUGCCGACACCAUCAUACCACGACCGGCCUCUCGGCUCGGCGUGUUCAUCUUUUGAAGACCGGCCUCGUCCCCACACCUCGCGGACGAGGACCGCUGCUCGGUUCUUUCAGGUCGGCCUAUCAUUGCCGACACCACUAUAUCACGACCGGCCUCUCGGCACGGCGUGAGUAUCAUCUUUUGAAGACCGGCCUCGUCCCCGCGCUGCGCGGACGAAGACCGUUGCUGGAUUUCUUCCAGGUCGGCUCUCAUCGCCGACAUCAUUAUAUCACGACUGGCCUCUCAGCCCGGCGUGAUUGUCAUAUUUGAAGAUCGGCCUCGUCCCCGCACUGCGCAGACGAGGACCGUUGCUGGAUUCUUUCAGGUCGGCCUCUCAUUGCCAACGUCAUUAUAUCAUGACCGGCCUCCUGGCUCGGCGUGUUUUCCACAUUUGAAGACCGGCCUCAUCCCUGCUCCUCGUGGAUGAGGACCGUUGCUUGCUAUCUCAGAUCGGCCUCACAUUGCCGAUAUCAUUAUAUCACGACCGGCCUCUCGGCUCGGCGUGCUUAUCUUUUGAAGACCGGACUCGUCCCCGCUCCUCGCGGAUGCGGGCCGCUGCUUGACUCUUGUAGGUCGGCCCCUCAUUGCCGACAUUGUCACAUCAUGUUCGGCCUCUCAUCGCCGACAUCAUCAUACCACGACCAGCCUCUCGGCUUGGCGUGCUUAUCUUUUGAAGACCGGCCUCGUCCCCGCCACAUCGCGGACGAGGACCGUUGUUUGAUUCUUUCAGGUCGGCCUCUCACUGCCGACACUAUCAUGUUAUGUUCGGCCUCUCGGCACGACAUAUUAUCUUUUGAAGACCGGUUUCAUCCCCGCGCUGCGUGGAUGAGAGCCGUUGCUUGGAUAUAUCGGCCUGAUCGGACACUAUUGUCAUCUCCUUAUCAGGACCGACUGCUCAGCGGCAUUAUGAUCAUUGUUUGUCGGCUCCCAAUGCCGACCCUCUUGAGUUUGCGAUCGGGCUCACGACUCCCCUCCAGGAGGGUGACCAGGGCCUUCGCAUGACGAUCAGCUAUUCUAUCGCCUCGUCAUUAUAUUCGUUCGCUAUGCCACCACCAUUAUGUGUGACAUUCCGUGAUCCCUGCGAGUUUCUUGGAUACCGAAUGUCUUCUUCGAUGUAAGAAGAUCGGUAGGACCACGGACCAGGGACGGACAAAGAAGAGCUAGGGAAUCUCGAUGUAGAUAAACCUGUUCCUCCUUGCGAGUUUCGCGGAUACCGAACGUCUCUUCGAAGCAAGAGCGCCGGUAGGACCAAGAACCAAGGACGAACGAAGAAUAUAGAUUGCCUCCCUCAAACCAAAAAAAAAAAAAAAAAAGAUGGGGAGAAGAGGAGGGUAGCUCCUAUGUGGAAGGGAAUCUUGCCCGGGCGUGCCAGAUCUUCUCCCACCGCCGAAGACGAACGCCUCUCGAUGUAGAAGUUAGUAGAGACGCGGAGGGGGCUAGACGAACCAAGGGAGCUUUGCCAAGAUAAACCUGUUUAUCCCACAAUGACCAUGGAUCGAUGGACGUGGGAUAACAAAGUCGGGAACCCGUGAGGGUGAACCUGUUCGUCCCUGCGAGUUCCUUGGGUACCGAACGUCCUCUUCGAAGCAAGAGAUGCCGGUAAGACUAAAAGGACCACGGACGAACGAAAAAAGGGGGAAUCUCGAUGUAGAUAAACCUGUUCCUCCUUGCGAUGUCGGCGGACACCGAACGUCUCCUCGAAGUAGGGACGCCGGUAGGACCAGGGACCAAGGACGAACAAAGACUAAAAGACUCCAAAAAAAAAAAGAGAGAUGCCAGAAGAGCACGGAGCAAAGAAUGAUUUUAUCCCUCGGCGCUAUUAGCCGGGAAAUACAAACUGAAAAACAUAUGUAAAGAAUAAUUACAAAACUUAAGUAUGAAGAAUGAAGUGGCCGACGACGAUCGGCUAACAUCAGGCUUUCUUUUGCCUUGGACGACGAAUACCAGCUCCCCAGAUCAGACAGAUGGACGACGCCCAGGUCCACCCUUCCUCCCAGGAUGAAGUCCUGACAGACGAUCGGCUUCUCAUAGCCAGCCAAGACGGAUCGUACCUGAUUUCACGGCUCGGCUCGCCCAUUCCCUCCAGGAUGGCGACGACCGUCUUGUGCAGCACGACCGGCUUCUCAGCGCCAUCGUGUCUCUUUCACGUUCGGAUCGCCCCAUUCCCUCCAGGAUGGCGACGAACGUCUUAUGCAGUGCGAUCGGCCCCUCAGCGCCAUCGUACCUGGCUUCACGGUUCGGCUCGCCCAUUCCCUUCGGGAUGGCGACGACCGUCCUAUGCAGCACGAUCGGCUUCUUAGCGCCAUCGUGUCUCUUUCACGUUCGGAUCGCCCAUUCCCUUCCAGGGUGGCGACGAACGUCUUAUGCAGUGCGAUCGGCCCCUCAGCGCCAUCGUACUUGGCUUCACGGUUCGGCUCGCCCAUUCCCUUCAGGAUGGCGACGACCGUCCUAUGCAGCACGAUCGGCUUCUCAGCGCCAUCGUGUCUCUUUCACGUUCGGAUCGCCCAUUCCCUUCCAGGGUGGCGACGAACGUCUUAUGCAGUGCGAUCGGUCCCUCAGCGCCAUCGUACUUGGCUUCACGGUUCGGCUCGCCCAUUCCCUUCAGGAUGGCGACGACCGUCCUAUGCAGCACGAUCGGCUUCUCAGCGCCAUCGUGUCUCUUUCACGUUCGGAUCGCCCAUUCCCUUCCAGGGUGGCGACGAACGUCUUAUGCAGUGCGAUCGGCCCCUCAGCGCCAUCGUACUUGGCUUCACGGUUCGGCUCGCCCAUUCCCUUCAGGAUGGCGACGACCGUCCUAUGCAGCACGAUCGGCUUCUCAGCGCCAUCGUGUCUCUUUCACGUUCGGAUCGCCCCAUUCCCUUCCAGGGUGGCGACGAACGUCUUAUGCAGUACGAUCGGCCCCUCAGCGCCAUCGUACUUGGCUUCACGGUUCGGCUCGCCCAUUCCCUUCAGGAUGGCGACGACCGUCCUAUGCAGCACGAUCGGCUUCUCAGUGCCAUCGUGUCUCUUUCACGUUCGGAUCGCCCAUUCCCUUCCAGGGUGGCGACGAACGUCUUUAUGCAGCACGAUCAGCGCCCCAGCGCCAUCGUGUCUGGCUCACGUUAGGGUCGCCCAUCCCUUCCAGGAUGGCGACGAACGUCUUUAUGCAGCACGAUCAGCGCCCCAGCGCCAUCGUGUCUGGCUCACGUUAGGGUCGCCCAUCCCUUCCAGGAUGGCGACGAACGUCUUUAUGCAGCACGAUCAGCGCCCCAGCGCCAUCGUGUCUGGCUCACGUUAGGGUCGCCCAUCCCUUCCAGGAUGGCGACGAACGUCUUUAUGCAGCACGAUCAGCGCCCCAGCGCCAUCGUGUCUGGCUCACGUUAGGGUCGCCCAUCCCUUCCAGGAUGGCGACGAACGUCUCUUAUGCAGCACGAUCAGCGCCCCAGCGCCAUCGUGUCUGGUUCACGUUAGGGUCGCCCAUCCCUUCCAGGAUGGCGACGAACGUCUUUAUGCAGCACGAUCAGCGCCCCAGCGCCAUCGUGUCUGGCUCACGUUAGGGUCGCCCAUCCCUUCCAGGAUGGCGACGAACGUCCUUAUGCAGCACGAUCAGCGCCCCAGCGCCAUCGUGUCUGGCUCACGUUAGGGUCGCCCAUCCCUUCCAGGAUGGCGACGAACGUCUUUAUGCAGCACGAUCAGCGCCCCAGCGCCAUCGUGUCUGGCUCACGUUAGGGUCGCCCAUCCCUUCCAGGAUGGCGACGAACGUCUUUAUGUAGCACGAUCAGCGCCCCAGCGCCAUCGUGUCUGGCUCACGUUAGGGUCGCCCAUCCCUUCCAGGAUGGCGACGAACGUCUCUUAUGCAGCACGAUCAGCGCCCCAGCGCCAUCGUGUCUGGUUCACGUUAGGGUCGCCCAUCCCUUCCAGGAUGGCGACGAACGUCUCUUAUGCAGCACGAUCAGCGCCCCAGCGCCAUCGUGUCUGGUUCACGUUAGGGUCGCCCAUCCCUUCCAGGAUGGCGACGAACGUCUCUUAUGCAGCACGAUCAGCGCCCCAGCACCAUCGUGUCUGGCUCACGUUAGGGUCGCCCAUCCCUUUCAGGAUGGCGACGAACGGCUCUUAUGCAGCACGUCUGCCCCUCGGCGCUGACAUGCCUGGUUUAUCGAUGAGAGCCACCGCUUUCUAUCACAUCUUGCAUUCCCUCUCUCAUACAUUGCACCCAUACAUUACAUGCAUUCAUGCAUCAUACCUCAUACAUUCAUACAUACACACGUGCAUCAUGUUUUGACAGUACCGCGACGUCGGUUUAUAGAUGCAUGAACCCCUAAGCUUCUCCGAUUGGAAAGCUCGAGUCAGAGUCCUUUACUCCCGCCUGAUGCAUUCAGGGGGAGUGUGCCCGUGAAGGAGCACCCUUCGCCCGACCCCGUCGGGAAGGGGGGUGCCUCACCGGCAGAUUACGUUCACGAGUGCAGACACCCACUCAUAUAUUAUGAUUAUGUGAAGACACAGGUUCCAGCUAGACAGAGGAAGAGCGCAGGCAAGAGUAUAUUUUCUCGAGCAGAUUCGCACGCUCACUACUCAAGAAACUGGGGGACUUGUGUUGGGAUAUAUUAUCCCGGCCUAUUACUGUUCAGGAGCCCAAGACAUUGUCCAGUACGGAGCCCGAGCAGCUAGGUCCAUUUCGGCCCAUUCUGGCCCGCUUUGGCCAUUGGGCCCGACAUCGGCCGUUUGGCCCAUUAGGGUGGAGUACUUCACUCCCCCUAUUCCCUAUUUAUAGGAGGUUUUCCCUCCAUGUUUGGGGAGCCUUUCUUGGAUCCUUUCUUUAGCUCUAUCUUCCUUCUCUUUUAGACUUAGCUCAAUACUCCAUUAAUGGAGCUCAAAUGGUACUUGUAAUGGUGAGGAGAGUCCUAAUGAGAAAGAGAGGGCUUGGACAUUAGCCUAAAAAGUCCCGUGGUUUUCUCCCUUUCGGGUUUCCACGUAAAAACUGAGUUGUUCAUACACAUUUAUACAUAUAUUUACUAUAUCGUGUUGGAUUAAAC